This is a messenger RNA of Dentiscutata erythropus, 309 nucleotides long. Lineage: Eukaryota; Fungi; Glomeromycota; Glomeromycetes; Diversisporales; Gigasporaceae. The record is from the annotation of a GenBank genome assembly.
AUGUCAUUCGACUUCUUCUGGCCUUUCAAGGCCAACUUUAUUCUCUUCCUUGUUUCCGUCUUCUUAUUUGCUUUGGCUUCUGCCAAUCCUAAAGCUGCUCCCUAUCCCAAAGCCGGACCCUUCAGAAGAAGUCCCCAAACUGCCGCACAAGAUUGCACGGUCGCAUGUCAAAACAAAUACACGGAGUGCAUUAGUGGUACCACCAGCUAUGGCUAUAAUGACGUAUCAGCUCAAAAUGAAUGUCAAGUUAAAGUUACAAAAUGUUAUGCCCAUUGUAAUAAGAAGGAUAAUACUUAUGCUACAUAUUGA